This is a messenger RNA of Triticum aestivum (bread wheat), 1196 nucleotides long. RefSeq names its product E3 ubiquitin-protein ligase RNF181 homolog. The record is from RefSeq and is a predicted model, not a curated record. NCBI's taxonomy places the organism in Eukaryota, Viridiplantae, Streptophyta, Magnoliopsida, Poales, Poaceae. Gene Ontology annotation, biological process: protein ubiquitination. Bases 331 to 828 code for a protein of 165 amino acids. The transcript has a single exon. Gene Ontology annotation, molecular function: zinc ion binding; ubiquitin protein ligase activity.
UGGACACUUGCAUAGUAGUUGCAUUGAAACUCAAGAUCACGCGAGCUCUGACCGAUACAUAGAGUAGAGUAUUAUCUUUUCUCUUUGGGCUGGCGUCCUUGUCCAUGAGAGGUGCCCGGAUUGAAUGCCGGCGUCGUGUCACACCCGAAGUCAAAUCGAUGCUCCAUGUCUCGGUGCCGCACGCGCGGCCUAGCUACCUACUUGAUCUCCAUAUAUCGCGAGCCUAGCUAGCUAGCUCUCGCCAUUGCCGCACGCACGCGCAGAGCGACGAGGCGACACGUACGGUGCGUGCGUGAACAGCCGAGGAGGGAAGAGAAGAUCGACGAGGCCAUGGCGAGCGUGGGCGCGUUGCUGAUGGCCGCGGUGCUGCCUCCGGUGGCCGCGCUGCUGAUCGCGGUGGCCGUACGGGCGGCGGCGCGCGGGGUGGGCGCGCUGGCGCGCGCGCACUACGCGUGGCCGGCGGAGUCGCCGUCCGUGCAGGCGCGGAAGUGCGGCAGGAGGGCGGCGCCGGAGCAGCCCGACCACGAGCUGCGCGUGUCGCGGCACCGCGGGGGCGCGGCGGUGGAGUGCGCGGUCUGCCUGAGCGGCGUGGGGGAGGGCGACGAGGUGCGGGAGCUGCGGUGCCGGCACGUGUUCCACCGCGCCUGCCUCGACCGGUGGCUCGCGACGCCGCCGGCCACGUGCCCGCUCUGUCGCUCCCGCCUGCUGACGGCGCCGCCGGUAGAGGAGGAGGAGGAGGAGGAGCUGGACCUGGACUCCGACCUGCUGCUGCUCAUGGCGUACGUGCACGGCGGCCGCGGCGGCGGCAGAUGGUUCUGGUCGCCGUGAUCGCCCACCCGUGACCCAUGCCAUGCCCGAGCACCUCAGCACCUGUACGGCGUACGGACGCGUGUGCGUGCGUGGUGCACCGGCACGCACGCAUGCACGUACGUACGGUGGCCUGCGCGCACGUUCCCGGCGGUUUUUGUAUAUUGUUUUCUCUGAGCUAGAUCGUCCGUUCAUUCCUCUUCUCCUUUCUUUCUUUCUUUUCUAGAAGAUGUGGUUGGUGUACGCACGAGAGAGCGGUGGGAGGUAUGGAGCUUAGCUGGUUUUCUCGCAGUUUGUUAAUGGCGCGUGCGCGCACGCAUGCAUGGCAGGUUGGCAGAGCGUGGCGCCUGGCGGUCGCCACGUCGUCCGGGCGCGAGCACGUUGUUCUC